This is a messenger RNA of Brettanomyces nanus, 1986 nucleotides long. RefSeq lists its product as uncharacterized. The record is from RefSeq and is a predicted model, not a curated record. The transcript has a single exon. NCBI's taxonomy places the organism in Eukaryota, Fungi, Ascomycota, Pichiomycetes, Pichiales, Pichiaceae. Gene Ontology annotation, molecular function: syntaxin binding. Bases 1 to 1986 code for a protein of 661 amino acids. Gene Ontology annotation, biological process: endoplasmic reticulum to Golgi vesicle-mediated transport; intracellular protein transport. Gene Ontology annotation, cellular component: cytosol; Golgi membrane.
AUGUCUCUCAUGGAAAAUCCACAGACUCUUCGAGAAUGCCAGAUUCAGAAGUUGAAGAAGAUGCUUCAUCUGAACGUUGGUACCGACGUCAACCUUGUAUCAUCGUCAAAUCAGGAAGAACUUACAUGGAAGGUGCUGAUUUUGGACCGCAGAUCCUCGGGUAUAGUUUCGUCUGUUCUGCGUGUUAAUGAUUUGUUAGAAUAUGGCGUUACUAUGCACACGUUAAUUGAUCAGAGAAGAGCCGCAUUACCUGAUGUUCCUGCCAUUUACUUUCUGCAGCCGACGGCCGAGAACAUCGCCCAGACCAUCGCUGAUAUCGAAAACGAUCAGUAUGAUGACUUCUACGUGAAUUUUACUUCGAGUUUAAGCAGAUCCUUACUUGAAGAUUUUGCCAAGAAGGUGGCUCAGACUGGGAAGUCUUACAAGAUCAAGCAGGUAUACGACCAAUAUUUGGAUUUCAUAGUAACUGAACCCAACCUCUUUUCUCUUGAUAUGAAAAACGUAUAUUCAGAGUUCAACGAUCCCAACACUACCGAGGACCAGAUUACAUCUAAGGCUGAUCAGAUUGUGUCUGGAUUGUUUUCAGCUAUAUUGACUAUGGGAUCUAUUCCCAUUAUCCGAUGCAACCGUGGCGGCCCCGCUGAAUUGAUCUCUCAGAGACUCGACCAGAGGCUUAGAGAUCAUGUAAUAAAUACUAGACAGAACAAGGGGACUGGUGCUGAAUCUACAUCGACGGCUUCAUCCUCGUCUCAUGACAAGCUUGUUCUUGUUUUGCUGGAUAGAAAUGUUGAUAUUUCCUCUAUGCUAGCACAUUCCUGGAUUUAUCAGUGCAUGGUGAGUGACGUUUUUAAAUUGGAACGUAACACCAUUGAAAUCAAGCUCUCUGGAGAUGAUGACCAGUCUACGGUCAGGAGGUAUGACAUUGAUCCGCAUGAUUUCUUCUGGAACGAGAACGCAUCGUUACCAUUUCCAGAUGCCGUUGAACACGUUGAAGCUGAACUUAGUAAAUAUACACAGGAGGCUAAGGAGAUCACUUCCAAAACUGGAUACUCGUCCAUCAAAGAUAUAGAUCCUACCGAUAAGACCAAUACACAGCAUAUUCAAGAGGCUAUUAAGGCAUUGCCAGAGCUUACCCAGCGUAAGAACAUUAUUGACAUGCACAUGUCGGUAUUGACGGAAUUAAUUAAGGAACUAGAUGCCAAGAACUUGGAUUCCUACUUUGAGAUUGAGCAAAAUUUCAACGACUUGAGAACCCAAAAGCAGUUUUUAGAACUAAUAAAAAAGCAAUCCAAAGGUGAUAAUUCAAGAGAUAAGUUGAGAACUUAUCUUAUCAUAUAUCUUAAGUGCGAUGAUUUGCCAAAGAGUUUCUGCGAUCAAUGCGAAAAGACAUUAGGUGAUCUUGGUGUUGACUUGGCACCUCUUAAGUACAUCAAGAAGGUAAAAGAACUCAACAAAAUGUCUGCUAUGAACACAGGAAAAUCAUUGCAGACUAAUGGUACGAAUAGAAAUUUAUCAAGCAAUGGAGGUGAUCUUCUUAGUGGUCUAUCAUCAAAGCUUAUGGGAUUAACUACGGAGGGAUCAUCGAAAAUUACGGAAGGUUUCGGCUCAUUAAUUAGCGGUAUAAAGAAUCUUCUUCCAGAAAAGGCAAAUAUGCCAAUUACCAAUAUUGUGGAAUCGAUUGUGAUGCCUGCAAAUGCUAACCAGGAAUCAAUCAAUCUUACAGAUGACUACUUGUACUUUGAUCCUAACGCUACUCGUGGUACGCACUCUAGACCUCCUAAGAGAUAUUCCUAUAAUGAGGCAAUGGUGUUUGUUGUCGGUGGAGGAAACUAUCUUGAGUAUUCCAAUUUGCAGGAUUGGUGUAAUAGCUUGAACAACUCCUUAGGCGCUGCAGGAUCGCGGCAGAAACUUGUCACGUAUGGAUCUACUCAUAUUUGCAGCGUGAACGAAUUCCUUGAUGAAUGUGCGGAGCUCGGUAAACAUUGA